UUUUCGUUUGUUGGGUUCAGUGUCAAGCUGGCGUUGAAGGCAGCAAGUAAAAAUUUUAUUUGCUAUGAAGUAUUGCAUUUGCUAUCUGCUGCUGCUGGCUGGCAUGCUGGAAAUAAAUGCCAGGCGUCAUCGUGCUAAGGUCAAUGACAAGCUGCCCAUAACACUUUACUAUGAAGCGCUUUGUCCAUAUUGCAUGCAAUUUGUUACGGAGCAACUGAAUCCUGCAAUGAUACGCCAGGAUCGUUUGCCUUAUACGGAACUAACGCUAGUGCCCUAUGGCAAUGCCAGGGAGAACGAGGCGGGCAAUGUUGCUUGCCAGCAUGGCGUGGAUGAAUGCGAGUUGAAUGCCUGGCAUGCUUGUAUUCUAGAGCAUCACGAUGUCAUCGAGUCCUUGAAGCUUAUAGCCUGCAUGAUGCGCAGUCGCAAGAAUAAGCUUGACAAGUGUGCAGAUCGUUACAAUAUUAACGUUACUGCUGUUAAGGAUUGUAAAAAGAGCCGCAGCGUUGAUGAUAUUUUGCAAAAAUAUGCCGUGGCAACAAAUAGGGUGCCGCAUUCAGGUGUGCCAGCAGUAGCUAUAGACAAUGUUUACAAUGAUCAGGAGCAGGAGUAUAUAUCGGAAAAUUUUGAUGCUGCCUUUUGCGCUAAAUAUGAAACAAAGUUUGACAAGAAGCUACCGAACUGCGCGUAAUCAAUGUUUACACAAAUUAUACUUUCUUAUCAACUAAUUCAAUUUAAAAUAUUUACAUAUUAAUAUACAUUACAUG
Messenger RNA from Drosophila busckii, 764 nucleotides. RefSeq names its product GILT-like protein 2 (gene GILT2). Gene Ontology annotation, molecular function: oxidoreductase activity, acting on a sulfur group of donors, disulfide as acceptor. The coding region runs from base 65 to 688 and encodes 207 amino acids. The record is from RefSeq and is a predicted model, not a curated record. NCBI's taxonomy places the organism in Eukaryota, Metazoa, Arthropoda, Insecta, Diptera, Drosophilidae. The transcript has 4 exons.